AUGACCGACUUCAACCACUCCGACGCCCUCGCCCAAGCCAAAGCCCUCAUCCCCCUCCUCGAAACAUUCGACGGCUCUCUCCACCAACGCAAAGCCCUCCUCAAACACCUCAACGACCUCCGCUCAACCUUCGAACACCCCUCCGACAUCUUCGCUCGAUGGCAAGAAUCCAUGUGCACCGCCUCCGCCCUCGACAUCAUGCUCCGCCUGGGGGCAUGGAAGAAGAUCCCCGAUGACGGGACACCAAUCACGGCUGGGGAGCUUGCCAGUGGGUCAAAUGUGGAUGAGUCGGUUAUUACGAGGGCGAUGAGGAUUUUGGUGACGGCAGGCUUGGUCGACGAGGUUGACAUCGACACAUACCGCCGUAAUGCUCUGACCAGCGCCUUUCAAGCGGAUAGCUAUGGCAGUCUAGCCAGCGUAGGCCUCUACUUCGUCCGCGGCUGGGGUGUGAUCCCCUCCUAUUCGCUUACUCAUGCCACACAAGACAUCUUUGACCCUCGAAGGAACCCCAUCGUGUGCUUCUACGGCCAAGAAGGCAAGACCUUCUAUGAAGUACUUGAUGGUGAUCCGAUGCUUAGGGAAAUGUUUGAUACGAGCAUGUACGGAUUAGGGACAAAUUUGUAUCAGACGGAAGGGUUGUUUCCUUUUGAGGGGAUGAGAGAACAGGUGAUGAGGGAGCCCGAGAGGGUGUUUGUUGUUGAUGUGGGCGGUGGGAAGGGGCAUGUGUUGAGGGAGAUUCGGGCGAUGUGUGGGGGGGAUGCUUGGGGAAGGAGAUUGGUGUUGCAGGAUUUGCCGGUUGUUGUUGACAGUUUGGAGAAGGAGGAUAUUGAGGGGUUUGAGGUGAUGGAAUAUGAUUUUCAUACGGAGCAGCCUGUCAAAAACGCACACAUCUACUUUCUCCGCAUGAUUCUCCACAACUACUACGAUCCAGUUUGCAUCACCAUCCUGAAAAACCAAGCCCGCGCCAUGGGCCCUGACUCACGGCUCAUCGUGUGUGAGAUGCUUGUCCCCGACAAGGUCGAGGUCGGCGCACCGAUGGACGUGCACUGGAUGAAUUUUAGUAUGCUGAUGCUCGGGGGCAAGGAGAGGAGGCUGGCCGAGUUUGAGGAUAUUUUUGAGCAGGCUGGGUUGGAGAUCGCGGGUGUUUGGAGGGCGAAGGCUGGAUACUGUGCUAUGAUUGAGGGGAGGUUGAGGCGGACGGGGUGA
Thermochaetoides thermophila DSM 1495 is the source of this 1206-nucleotide messenger RNA. RefSeq names its product O-methyltransferase-like protein. Gene Ontology annotation, molecular function: O-methyltransferase activity. The transcript has 2 exons. The record is from RefSeq and is a predicted model, not a curated record. Lineage: Eukaryota; Fungi; Ascomycota; Sordariomycetes; Sordariales; Chaetomiaceae. Bases 1 to 1206 code for a protein of 401 amino acids.